UAAUUUUAAAAAUAUACGGCAAAAAUCGUUACGCUCCCUAACUGAAACAAAAUAGCUUCCCUUCUCCUCCUCCUGUUCAUUUUCUUCUUCUCUUUCACCGCUUGCUUCCUCGUCUCAUUCGCUCGCUCUGCGGAUAGGAUUUCUGAGUCUCAAUCAACCGCUAGGGUAGCGGCACCGCCUGGUCCAAUGGCCACCAUGGAGGGCUUAAUUGGCCUCGUCAACCGAAUUCAGAGAGCUUGUACGACUCUCGGCGACUACGGAGGUGACUCUGCUUUGCCGACGCUAUGGGAGGCGCUUCCCUCUGUAGUCGUCGUCGGUGGACAGAGCUCUGGAAAGUCUUCGGUACUAGAAAGCAUUGUCGGCCGCGAUUUUCUGCCCAGGGGAUCAGGGAUUGUGACGCGAAGGCCCCUAGUCUUGCAGCUGCACAAAAUAGAAGAGGGGCUGCAGGAGUAUGCAGAAUUCCUUCACUUGCCGAAGAAAAAAAUCACAGAUUUCUCUAUGGUUCGAAAGGAAAUUCAAGGCGAAACUGAUAGAAUGACAGGGAAGUCAAAACAAAUAUCUCCUGUUCCUAUUAAUCUCAGUAUAUACUCCCCGAAUGUUGUCAAUCUGACAUUGAUUGAUCUGCCGGGCUUAACGAAGGUUGCCGUAGAGGGACAGCCAGAAAGUAUUGUUGAAGAUAUUGACAAUUUGGUUCGCUCAUAUGUUGAGAAGCCAAAUUGUAUAAUUCUGGCAAUAACACCAGCCAAUCAGGACAUAGCAACAUCAGAUGCCAUUAAGAUGGCCAGAGAAGUUGAUCCUACAGGUGAAAGAACAUUUGGUGUGUUGACAAAGUUAGAUUUGAUGGACAAAGGAACAAAUGCUUUGGAGGUUCUUGAGGGAAGAUCAUAUCGACUUCAACACCCAUGGGUAGGGAUCGUGAAUCGUUCACAGGCAGAUAUUAAUCAGAAUGUAGAUAUGAUCGCUGCUCGGCAACGGGAGCGAGAAUUUUUCGCGGGCAGUCCUGAUUAUGGGCACUUGGCCAGCAAAAUGGGAUCAGAAUAUCUAGCAAGGCUUCUCUCAAUGCAUUUAGAGUCUCUGAUAAGAGCUCGGAUUCCUGGAAUCUCUUCUUUAAUUAAUAGAAGCAUUGAUGACCUUGAAGCAGAUUUGCGCCACCUGGGCAACCCAGUUGCUGUUGAUGCUGGGGUCCAGUUGUAUACUAUUCUAGAAUUAUGUCGUGCAUUUGACCGCAUAUUCAAGGAGCAUUUAACUGGAGGGCGACCUGGCGGUGACCGAAUUUAUGGAGUUUUUGAUCACCAGCUUCCUGCUGCGCUGAGAAAGCUUCCCUUUGACCGUCAUCUGUCGUUGCAAAAUGUGAGAAGGGUUAUUUCAGAGGCAGACGGCUACCAACCUCAUCUGGUCGCCCCCGAACAAGGUUAUCGACGCCUCAUCGAUAGCGCACUUAAUUAUUUCACAGGUCCAGCUGAAGCUUCGGUGGAUGCUAUUCACUUCAUACUAAAGGAAAUCGUCAGGAGGUCAAUUGCAGAAACGCAGGAGUUGAAGCGCUUUCCAACUCUGCAAGAAGAAAUAGCAGCAGCUGCUGGUGAAGCGUUGGAGAGGUUUCGUGAAGAGGGUAAGAAGACAACCUUGCGACUGGUGGAGAUGGAAUCUUCAUACCUGACGGUUGAUUUCUUCCGGAAACUACCGCAAGAAGUCGACAAGGGAGGGAAUCCAGUUCCCUCCUCUGCCGACCGAUAUGCUGAGGAACACUUCCGCAGGAUAGGUUCAAACGUUUCAUCGUAUGUUGGAAUGGUUUCAGAAACGCUGAGGAACACCAUUCCGAAGGCUGUGGUUCAUUGUCAAGUGCGGGAGGCUCAACGAUCUUUACUUGAUCACUUCUAUACCAAACUGGGCAAAAAGGAGGGAAGGCAACUGGCGGAGCUGUUGGAUGAAGAUCCUGCACUGAUGGAAAGGAGGCAACAAUGCGCCAAGAGGCUUGAAUUAUAUAGGUCUGCUAGAGAUGAGAUUGAUGCAGUUUCAUGGUCCAGAUGAAAUGUGGGGGGUUUUGAAUAUAACAACUCUAAAUUAAGACAUUGUCUGCAUAUAUUUUAUUUAUUUAUUUAUUUUGUUUAUUUUUACCUGUUUUGAGGCUGGUAGGGAACCUGUAAUAUGCAGGCGUUCAAAAUCCUAGGUUCAAGUGAACAAUUUAUGUAAGGCCCAAGAGGAUAUUUGAGCUUUCAGCUUUUUGCAGGUAAUAAACCGAAUGUUUGGU
Molecule: messenger RNA, 2248 nt
Organism: Neltuma alba
Lineage: Eukaryota; Viridiplantae; Streptophyta; Magnoliopsida; Fabales; Fabaceae
Product: dynamin-related protein 1E
Exons: 15
Coding region: 187-2028 (613 amino acids)
Cellular component (GO): microtubule; cytoplasm; membrane
Molecular function (GO): microtubule binding; GTP binding; GTPase activity
Source: RefSeq, a predicted model, not a curated record